Molecule: messenger RNA, 2232 nt
Organism: Penicillium cataractarum
Lineage: Eukaryota; Fungi; Ascomycota; Eurotiomycetes; Eurotiales; Aspergillaceae
Exons: 2
Coding region: 1-2232 (743 amino acids)
Source: RefSeq, a predicted model, not a curated record
AUGCCCCUCUUUCAUGAUCCGGAUCGACGGGCCCAGCACCGCUGGUCGGGUGACCAUAGCGAGCCGGAACAGCCAGCCCCAGGGUCCCCUCGGGAUCAGGCUGGCGAAGACGACGGCCGCGGACGUUAUAUAGUCGGAUCAGCUGGGAUGGCUAUAGAUUAUACGUCCAUGGAGCCGUCUCCGUCCAAAAUUUGGGCCAACGAUCGGCAGGAGCUCAUACAGCGAAUUAAAGAGUCAUCGCCGUGGAGAUUGCAAUAUCAGCCACAAAACACCAACACUUGCGAAUCCUAUACGCCUCAUAGUUCUAUACCGCCCCUUAACUCGCAGGCCGACGAGCGGAUGGUAGAGCAGGUCUCAGAGAACCAACGCUGUGGGGAAGAUACCGAAGAACUGGGCUCGCCUGCCGAAAUCCAGCGUCCUAGAUCUGCAUUACACUCUGGUGACUUUAGAGAAGGCUCCCCGCAUCAUGGGGAACAAUCACCACAACCUCGUUUUGCGGAACCCAGCCCAUCCUCGCCAUUUCCCCGCCUCGGCACUUCUCCUACAACGCCGUGGUUUGGAGCAGCUGUUUUUCAAAGCAACCAAAGACAGUUCAACCCCUUUUCCGAUCGCCAUGAACCAGAACAUGUUCUACAAUCACGAUCCCGAGCACCGUCGCUUGGAUCGUUCUCGUCGAGCUAUGUUCUUAAAGCCCCGACAAGCCCUCUAGUCUACCAAGCCAACAACACCGAUCUAGACUUUUCGCCUCGGGUUGAUUCCGCAGAGCCACUAGGACCAUUAGAACGGGCUAAUAGACGACGAACUCUCCCACCGGAGACUUUUCGGCAUCUGCACUCCAGUCCCCCUAACCUACGGACGGUCAAUAUUGGCAGUCCAUGUCCCAAAGGUAGACAAGAUGGGCAUUUCCAACCUCAUCACGCCCCUCGUCGGUCCCUUGCCUUGUCAUAUAGCCUGCAGCUUGCUUCUACGGCGAAUACGCCUGCGUUUCGAGCACGGAGACCUUCUCUUGCCUCGGAGAUCUCUCCCAAGCCUCAUGCACCGAUGGUCGGGUCGUACGAAGAGUCUAUAUUACGUGGUCGGAUGUCUAUGAACCCGUCUAAGCCGCUAGACUUCACUGCUCAAAUCGGAGUUCUAGGAAAAGGCAACUGCAAAGGACAUCUGAGAUGUCCUCCCCAUGUGACAGUCCCGUUCCCGGCUGUCUUCUACAGCUACCCGACUUCGGGGAAUGGCCGGUCGAUCGCCGACGAUAGUCCCAGUCCCUAUGUUGGGCAAAUCGACCUAGAAAAUUCGCUACCCAAGGAUGGAUCCAGUACGACCCGGCGUCGUAAACAUCAUUUCAGCCCAUCCAAGGCCCCGGAAGAAAUUGUCCCAAUCGAAUCGGGCGCUCAGCGAGCCCCAGACGCCGACUCGCGGCGUCGUCGGGAGAAGAAGAACCGCAGAGCGGAGUCUCCCAGAUGCCCCCCUGGUGGGAGCUACCGAAUUCCCCAGCAAGGACAAUUACAAAUCAUCAUCAAGAACCCGCACAAGACUGCGGUCAAGCUGUUCCUCGUCCCUUACGAUCUCAGCGAUAUGGAGCCCGGCACAAAGACGUUCAUCCGGCAAAGAAGUUACUCGGCAGGUCCGAUAAUUGACAUGCCCCUGAGCGUGCGAAAGAACUAUGGAACUGAUCGUCCAGAAGCCUCGUUAAACCCAACGGAGGACCCCCAAGACAAGCCAAUCUUGCGGUAUCUCGUUCAUCUAAACAUCUGUUGUCCCUCCCGGGGUCGCUUCUAUCUGCACUCCAGCAUUCGGGUUGUCUUCGCAAACAGAGUCCCGGAUGGCAAGGAGAAACUUCGGAACGAGAUUCAAUUGCCAGAACCUCGAUACAGUCCGUAUAAACCCGUUCGCGAGAAUCCGCUUUCCACUUCUGCCGGAGCUCGACUAGCGAUCGAGAAAGCAGCUCGCCGGCGAAGUGCUGGUCAAAGCGGAUUCCCCGUGUUACCGAGCUAUAUCUCCUCGCCAAGUGAUGGCCCUCUACAUUGGGACGAAUCAGAGUCAAUGGACCUCGUGGAGCCUUCGCAGACAUCCCGCCAGUCUGGCACUGUAUAUAACAAGCUCAACAAGGGCGACGUUGGCUAUGGAGGCUAUCCUUAUGCUUCUAUCCAGAGCGGCUCUGAAAACGGUGAGAGCUUACUUGCCAAGCGACUUCGCGGCCUGGAUGUUCAUAAACACGAGGCCUUUGACAAUAACUGA